AUGGCUUCCGCAGCGAGCUCUUGCGCGGGCCUUCCGCUCGAGCAGCUCGCUCUUUACCACGCAGUCGACCCGGUCCUAUCCUCGAUAUUUGUUUUCCAUGGGCCUGCAACUACGGCCAACUCAACUCUCAAUAGCUCGCGCAUCCAGGUCCAUAUUUUCGCCGCAGAUGGGCUACAGAGCUAUCCGCGCAUCACUGUGUCGCCAGCUGCUCCCCUGUAUGCAGCUGUAAAUCAUCUACCACGCGAAAGACAAGGCGACGAGGUCUACCGAGGACUGGCGGUCUGUUUAUUCAAAUACUUCUCAGAGAUUCCAGAUUCUGUGAAGAGUGAGCUGGUUGCACUCGCACAGUCAGGGAGACCAAGCUCCAAACCGCUGCAGUUCUUUGAUGAGCUGCAUGCAGCGGAUCUCGCAGAUAAGAUGGAAAAAGUGGAGAAUCCAGCAGCAGUGGUUCGCGACCUGAAAGAUGCGUUCGCAGAUAGAGUUGUUCCAUGGAUUGACAUUGAUCUUGUCGUCCCUGCGGGCACUAUAACGGUUCCAACCCCACUGGGUGAAUCGUCGCGCCAGUCCCUGCUGGGGUAUAAUGAAUCCAGCAUCGAAUCUCCCAUCAACGAGAAGUUUGCUGACCGGUUCGGUAAGCUAGCACCACUAGUAGAUGCUCUGGGUGAACCUAUUUUUUUACCGACAUCAAAGUUGCGCCGAGCUCCGUCGAAACCUUCUAAUCUGAGCAAAUCUAAAUUGUUUUCCGCUUCACAGAAAGAGGCCCUCCGACUCUCCAUGUGCGAGUUUGUCGAUACGGAAGAAAGAUACGUUCAUAAAAUGUAUGAUCUCGUCCAUAAUGUUGCACAUGAGUUUUGCCAAAAGGCAAGGGCGAAAGCACCGACGAGUACAAGCCCAGAUGAAUCAGCAUUAGCCAAGCUGUUUCCGCCUUGCCUUAACGAGAUCCUUGAGGUGAAUAUGGGAUUUCUGGAUGCCAUACGCCUUGUCCUUGAGGAAACAGAGAAAGAUGCUCUAGAAGAUAUAUCGCAAGAUACCAUGCUUGACCCGUCAGCUUUCCCUCGUGAUCCUACCACCGGUCGGCGAAAUGAUCUUUUGGGCGCGAUUGCUUUCGCUCAAUGCUUGCUUGACUGGCUUCCACGUUUCUCUAAGCCGUAUGGACAAUACAUGCAUGCCCAUACGGGAUUCUACUCUCUCCUCAAUUCUUUUCUGGGCAAUCAGAAUUCAUCUUUUUCUAAGCGGGUAUAUGAGACUGGAGAACAACGAAUGCGUUCAUUGCUCAUGGAACCAAUCCAGCGUCUUCCGCGAUACAGCCUCUUAAUUGAUACUAUGACUGGAUCUCUUCCAUCAAUGCACCCCGCUGUGAGAUUGCUGCUUAAGGCGCGUGAUACGAUCACAGAAAUAUGUUCUCUAGAUUCAUAUUCAGCGUCGGAUCACUCACAGACUCUGACACACUUGCGGAAGAUAGUCCAUGAGUGGCCAGUAUCUAUCGUGCCUGAUGGGCGUUUAAUCACUGCUGCUGAUGUGUAUACCCUGCUACCUCCUUUCCGGUCAGGCUCGUCAGGGACAAGAGGCCAACCAGCCAUACUGCUACUCUUUGCCGAUUGUUUAGUAUUCCUAACUAAACACCCAGAAAGCAAAUGGACAGCCCGUGGGCUUUGCGCUGACCUUGACAAAGCUAGAGCGGAUAUUGAUAUAGAUGGCACGGAACUUCCACCUCCAUCGGAUCUCACGUUUGGUCAACUCAUGCCCAUUACCAGCAUUCGUUGCUCGCAAUCUAAGUGUGGACGCAUCCUAUAUCUUACCCCGGCCGAGAAAUUUCCUCAGUAUGAACACGGGCGCUCUCAAAACAUUGUUCUCACCCUUGAGCUUAUAUCAACAUACGAAGGAAAGGCUACAAAGCUUAUUGAAGAGGUCACUAAAGCUAAGAUUGAAGGAAGGUUCCCAGAGCAUUAUAGAGAACAAGGGAAAUGGUCUCUUCAUACCGCAAAAGGGGCGUUUGGCAAUUUGGGAGCACUCAUUUGUGUUUUCGAACACGACAAAACAGAACCUAAUAUUCCAAAGUUCCCGUCUAGCGUCAAAUUAAUUGUGGAUGCUACAAAAGAAACUUUGGUAGACCAGCUAAAUUCUGGCCAGAUAGAAAUUGUUGCGUCGAUUUUCCCUAUGCUAGGAGACUCCAGGUUUAGAAUGGACUUCGACUCUGUCGUCGGUGUUUCAUCCAGUGACACAUUUUCCGCUGAAGAUUUUACUGCGAUCGUGUCUAAACGAAUUACGGCGUUGCUUCACCCGCUUUCUCAACCUCAAAACCCUUUACUUACUGGAACAGUUCUCCAAAGCAACUUCAAUAUUCUGCGUAUUAUUGCUCAACAUAUUUUAGGUGUUGCCAAGGGGUCCAGGGCAUUCCGGCCACCAUCCCCAACGAAGCUAUUAUCUACCCUUUGGGGCUCCGGUCAACCUAAAAGCCUCGGUCAUACACCCUCAAAAUCACUUCCAUCACUUCCGGCUUUAUCUAACACCGUCCCAUCCCUCCAACCCCAAUCAUCAGAUGCCAGUUUAGACGAUGUCUCUCCGCGAAAAAUUGUGCAUGGGGGUAUAACUAUCCCCGAUGGGACCGCAAGUCCGCUUGAGCAAUUGGAAGAGACUUUCACCGCUUAUAUACUUGCAAUUCGUUCGAGAAGUGGGAACAUUGUCGGCCGCGUGCUAAGGUCCCGAGACCGUGUUGAUACAGCGGGAGUGAAUGAACUUUACAAUAUCCUCCUAGAAGAUCCAAGUCAACUUCAAGCUGCUGCAGAGUCCCCUGUUGAUAUGCUGAUAGUUGCUUUUGAGACCUUCCUCGACAAGGCCUGGAAAGAAAAAUUCGGCCCGAUAAUAUCUCAAGCUUCUUUACUGAUCCUUCUAGCUAAGUUUGACGCCUUGUUUCCUGGGGAUUUUGAAGACUAUUUCCAUGAAUUCCUUUCAGAGAUGAGCCCGCAGACUCGCCGCGCGCUCACAGCAUUGGUACAGCUGCUUGCACAAUUACUAAAUGACUCUGGAAAUGACGGUGAUAGGGGUGCGUUAACGGAUGUAUUUUCGGAGAUUCUCACUGAGGACGGCGAUGCAAGGAAAACAAUACCCCUCCUUGACAGGCUUGUUGAAGAUUUUGAGAGAUUAUUUGAUGAAUCGGGGCCUACGGUAUCUGAGGGACAUCUUGCACAGGAAGCAAAUCGAGCUCUAUUAGCCCCUGGGUCAAUAGGCUCUAAUGCUUCAUCGUUUAGAAAGCGCUUCGGGUUCGGCCUGAGUCGGGAGAAUAGUAUCAAAGACGGGGAGGGUAAAGUCAGCUCAAUUAUUCGAUCUUUGAGCAAAUCAAAAGGUGGUUCGGAUUCUGAUAUUUUGCCCUCCAAAAAUUCACUGAUGCGAUCUAAAUCCACGGAUACAGACGGCCGUCUGCAUAGCCUUCUCAGGCCUCGAUCUCGAGAUCGGCCUCUUAUGCAGACAAUAUUUGCUCAAGAGGAAGAAAUCAAUCGCCCAACUAGCUCCAAUAGCAACACACAACCUUCCCUCGCUUCCAUUGUUGAAAACCCCGUCGUAGGGAAAACCAGUACGCCAAGGAAAAAGAGAAGAAGCUCACUCUCCGAUCUGAAGGAUCUUCCAACCGCCGAUGUAGCACCCCUAUUUGCUAACAGAGAGUUCAAAAAACCUCCAAAUCUCCUUGCCUCCGCUCAAACUCCCGAACCAGCAACACCACCGGCUAAAUCCCUUGGACUACCUAUUCAUAGCGCGCAGCACACGCCUAUUCAAAAUACUCCUCCGACCAGACUAGCGUCUCCUGUGCGUCAAAUAAAUGCAAAUCUAAAGGAAAAUGUACCUCCCCCAUCUCCUCGAACAACACUGGCGGAUCGGUCAACGAAUACGAGACCGCAUGCCUCAACGAUAUCUAUGCCACUUCGAAGGAGAGCAGAUAGUACCCGGGCGGGAACCCCGUCAAAAAUUGCUGGGCCGCGUGAGAAACCCACACGACCAAGUAGCAGCGAUGGUUACGGUCGUAGACUCCAAGCACAGUCAAAUUCACCGCCCAAAACACAGAAGUUACGGAUGCAAACACCUCAGAAGGCAUGUUUACGCGAGCGAGUGCUAAAUGAACGAAAAGCUAUGAUUUCUGCGGAGUCAUCCUUGCAGGCUGAGCUUGCAUCCGUCACUGAAGAGUUAACUUCAACCUCCCCAUCUAGAAGACGGCCAUUGUCAUCGGCUGGCUCCCAAGCGAGGCCCAUUACCUCGCCUCCUACCCCUACCUCAUCCAACGCGCUGCUACAGAGGGUUCGUGCCCUUGAAAGCAAACUCUCUGCAUUAACUUCAAACCUUGGUGCGAGGGCAACAAGCCUUGAAAACGAUUUGGAGAAUUCCCUCCUUGUCUCUGAAAAGCGAGCGCGGAAACUUGAUGAACUCUACCGAGAAGCUGGCAAAGAGAACGAAGCAUUAUAUGAGCGAUUCAAUAAUGAACUAAGUAAAAUGGCCAGGGAAAUUCGACUCGGUGCUGGCGAAGAGGCGCUUCGAAAUCAACUGAAGGAUGCACUUGAUGAAGUGGCUCGGGUGAAAAAAGAGAACAUGCGAUUGAAAAGAGAAAUCAGCGGGCUGAAAGCACAACAAAUAGGUGAUCAUUCUAGUUAA
Molecule: messenger RNA, 4638 nt
Organism: Nannizzia gypsea CBS 118893
Lineage: Eukaryota; Fungi; Ascomycota; Eurotiomycetes; Onygenales; Arthrodermataceae
Exons: 3
Coding region: 1-4638 (1545 amino acids)
Molecular function (GO): guanyl-nucleotide exchange factor activity
Source: RefSeq, a predicted model, not a curated record